AUGGGGGUAAACAAGGAGUUCCGGGCCGCCAUCUUCGAUGAGAUCGACCUCACUGACUUGAGCUUUGCGGAGGGGAGUAUCAAGAACGCCAACCAUAGCUUCCAGGUGAUCACCCCGUUCCGGCGCCUGGUGCUGUGCGCCGCGUCGCGCCGCGACAUGGAGGAGUGGAUCGGCGCGCUCAAGGCCGCGGCCGCCCGCGACUUCUACGAAGCGGGCGACCCGCAGGGCGAGCUGCUGUCGGGCCGCCACCGCUGGUACGCCGCCUCGCACGCGCGCCCCACCUACUGCAACGUGUGCCGCGAGGCGCUCUCUGGUGAGUGA
Molecule: messenger RNA, 321 nt
Organism: Gryllus bimaculatus (two-spotted cricket)
Lineage: Eukaryota; Metazoa; Arthropoda; Insecta; Orthoptera; Gryllidae
Source: the annotation of a GenBank genome assembly